AUGUCAAUGGAUAUUGAGGCAAAGAUAUCAUGUAAACAACUGAAUAGUUGUAUGGUAUCAUUACCGUCUUCAUUUAUCUACCCUAUUCUCAAUACAAUCAAUCUGUUGGUACAACAAGUUAUUAUACAUAUAUCUGAUCCAAAGACCAGGAAACAUAUCGCUUCUGUUGGUUGGAAUGGAAAUGUUACUCAAGACGUGGAAACUAUUGAAAUUGACGUAGAUUAUGCAAGAAUUCUCAAAAUCACAGAAGGCUCAUUUGUGCAUAUAGAAAUAGAUAUGGGAGUCUUUAAACAAACUUUAAACGGUUCAUCAUCUGUUGCUGAGACCAUUGAGAUUGAACCGUUGACUACCUCGGAUUGGGAGCUCACUGAGAUACACGCCCAGGCAAUCGAAAUGAACUUCUUAUCUCAGGUAAGAUGUGUGAGGAGAGAACAGUUACUUCUAAUUCGUGCUAAUCCAACCGCUUCUGGGUAUUCACCGUCAGAAGCUGUCUUAUUUAAGGUUGUUAAAAUUAAAAUGAAAGGAAGAGAGGUGGAUUUUUCCAUCAUUGGGAAUGAUUCUGAGUUACAUAUUAUUCCAAAGCCUUACAUAGUGGAAAAGGCUUCAAAUACCAGUGAUUCACCCCCUGUUGGUAAAAGAAUGCCUGCCCCUGCAAGAGGAAAACCUGCUAAAUAUUCAUCUAUUAUAAGAAGAUCGAUUGUCUAUAAUGCUGGAUCGGGAAUCACCAUUUAUAGCAGAGGUAGUGCGUUGGUCCCUUUCAAGGAUGAGGAGUUUCUUCAAGUAUCUGUCAUUGAAGGACCAGGAACACCACAGAGGGCAACAAAAACUACAACUAAAGAGCUAGAGAUGGGAUUAACAAGUAACUCGUUUGGAAGACCUAUAAUUGCAAAAUGCAUAAGGUUGGAUAAUGAAGACGAAGAAGAAGAGGGAGAAUUGUGCUGCACUCAUAAUCUUUCAGUUUUGCUUUCACCCCUCCUAGCUGUCGCAUUAGGUUUAGAAAAUACAACUGGUGAAAUGGUGUUGUUGGAGCCUUAUAUUAAGAAGAUUACCAGAUUGGAUAUGGACAAGUGUACGUUUUUUGUGUCUAAGUUUUCAACUACUUCGGAUCACAUUCCAAGUACAAGUUCUAAUACUAAAGUAAUAAACAAGUCAAAGGUUAAUGAGUUGAAACGGGAAUUAGGGGAAACUCUAGAACAAGUUUUGUCCAUAACUUAUGGUCCCGGGGCUCCUUUAACCAAUGGGAUAAAAUUGCCUAUUAUUGAGAAUAUUUUACCCGAAGGUGGUGUGUUGUAUAUAGCUCAGCAUAAUACUAAAUCACGUCUCAACGAACAGCAUUAUAACGCGAGAAACUGGACUAUUACGGAGAACACAGUUCCCAAUACUUUAGGACAAUCAAAAUUUAGUGCUAAAUUUAAGUUGAAAGUCAUAGAUGAUACUCUUAUCCCAUCAAGUAGAAUACAGCAGAAGCAUGAAGAGGUAUCAUACAUAAUACAUGGCCAAGAUGAUAAACUCUCUCGUCUAAGAGAAGUAUUAUACAACUUUGUUCCAACCUUUUUAUGUGGGAAAUCAGGAAGUGGUAAAACUUUGGUAUGUCGAAUUCUUCAACAAGACUUUAUUGGGAACGGAUAUUUUGCGAAAUACAUUGAUUUUGAUCAUGUAACAGGCUAUUUAAACGAUGAACAAGCUAUCGAAGAUAGUGGUAGUCUUGAAGAGGAAGAUGCCACCAAUAGAGAGAAUAAAGAGAACAACCAGAAUAAGCUGAUUGUAAAGUUAUUUGACAAGAUACUCAAACAAGCAUCUUGGCAUUCUCCUUCACUAUUAAUUUUGGACAAUUUGGAUAAGAUUCUUCCUAAAGAGGUUGAGCAUGGUGAUAAUGGCGCAAGUUCACAACUCUCAGAAAUCCUAAUAAAUAAGUUUGAAAAAUAUAAAGGGGGUACAACUGUCAACAUUCUGAUAACUGCCAAGUCUAGGGAUUCGAUAAACUCUGUACUUUUUCAAAAUCAUUUAGUAGAUGAAGAAAUGAUCCUAGAAGCACCGAAUAAGUAUCAGGUAUCCGAAAUCUUGAAAGGAAUGAUGGUAAGGAGAUUUCCAAAUCACGUUGGCCCAAAGAUUCUAAAAAGGAUAAGUGAUAUUGCAAGUGAAUUAGAAGGAUACUUACCUCUUGAUUUGGAGAAUCUUCUAGAUCGUGCAUUCCAUAAUAUGAUUAGUAAGGAUCAAAUUGUUUUUGAGUAUGAGAAUUUCUUAUGUGCGAUAGAGGGAUACACACCGAAUUCACUACGUGGGGUGAAGCUUCAAAAAUCUGCAACUAAUUGGUCAGAUAUUGGAGGCUUGAAAGAAGUAAAAAGAAUAUUGCUAGAAACCCUAGAGUGGCCAACUAAAUAUGCCCCGAUUUUUGAGAAAUGUUCAUUAAGACUAAGAUCUGGUAUCUUGUUAUAUGGUUAUCCUGGAUGUGGUAAAACCAUGUUAGCAUCUGCGAUAGCAUCACAAUGCGGAUUGAACUUUAUAUCUGUGAAAGGUCCCGAAGUUUUAAAUAAAUAUAUUGGCGCCAGUGAGCAGUCUAUUCGUGAUUUAUUUGAAAGAGCUCAAAGUGCCAAACCAUGCAUUUUAUUUUUUGAUGAGUUUGAUUCAAUUGCUCCAAAGAGAGGUCAUGAUUCAACUGGUGUUACUGAUAGAAUUGUCAACCAAUUAUUAACACAAAUGGAUGGUGCUGAGGGUCUAGAAGGUGUCUAUGUACUUGCAGCAACAAGUAGACCUGACUUGAUUGACUCAGCACUACUAAGGCCGGGACGUUUGGACAAAAGUGUUAUUUGUGAUUUGCCCGAUUUUGAAAAUAGAUUAGAUAUUUUGAAUACGAUUGUUAAAACUAAUGGGUUUCAUUUACAACAAGGGGAGUCUGCUUUGGAUCAAAUUGCCAAACACACAGAUGGCUACACUGGUGCGGAUUUGCAGGCUGUAGUUUACAACGCAUAUUUGAAAAGUGUUCAUGAAGUUUUGGAGGCUAAGGACUCUGAUAUUGGAGAAAGCAAUUUAGCGGGUGAUGAUCUCUCAGAAGUUUUAAGCAAGACAUUUACCCCACGAAAUCAAAAGUUUAAAUAUAAUGGUGAAUUAGAAAAGAAAAUUAAAACGGUUAUCUGCAGAUCAAUGGCGACCGAUGAUGAUAUUGACAAUGAAUCAACUCAGGGUGCUAAUCGGAGUAUUGAGAAGAGAGAAAUUAUAUAUAUAAAAAUCGGGCACUUAAAGGAGUCACUCGAAGAGACGAAAAAGUCUAUUUCGACUAAUGAGCUCAAAAAGUUAAAUAGAAUUUACUCUCAAUUUGAAAGUAGUAAGCGGCCAAGUGAGAUGAAGAGUGGUGAAGGUAGUACAGAGGUUGGAGUCAGGACUUCACUUAUGUAG
Messenger RNA from Pichia kudriavzevii, 3393 nucleotides. RefSeq lists its product as uncharacterized. Gene Ontology annotation, biological process: protein import into peroxisome matrix. The record is from RefSeq and is a predicted model, not a curated record. NCBI's taxonomy places the organism in Eukaryota, Fungi, Ascomycota, Pichiomycetes, Pichiales, Pichiaceae. The transcript has a single exon. Gene Ontology annotation, cellular component: peroxisome; cytosol; peroxisomal membrane. Gene Ontology annotation, molecular function: ATP hydrolysis activity; ATP binding. The coding region runs from base 1 to 3393 and encodes 1130 amino acids.